AUGGCAAACCCAUUUGAAAUCGCUGUCUCCGAUGUACAGCUGCAGGCUCUGCGGCAGAAACUCGAAACUGCCUCCUUUCCCGAUGAAUUGGACGAUGCUGAAUGGGACAUGGGCGUCCCGUUGGCGGAGAUGAAACGAUUGACUGCGUACUGGCGCGAUGGAUUCAACUGGCGACACAAGGAAAAGAAACUGAACGAGGCAUUGAAACAGUUCCUCGUCCCCAUCACGGUAUCGGGCUUUGGCGAAUUGGACAUCCACUGCCUACAUCAUACCAGUCCCAACCCAAACGCCAUCCCAUUGCUCUUUAUCCAUGGCUGGCCCGGAAGUUUCCUUGAAGCAACUAAGCUCAUCCCCUUGUUAACAGUGGGCAAUGAUCAGCCAGCGUUCCAACUGGUGGCGCCUUCGUUGCCCAACUUUGGCUUUUCCUCGGCCGUGAAAAAGAAAGGCUUCGGUCUGGUCCAGUAUGCGGAAGCCAUGCAUGCCGUCAUGGCUGCCUUGGGCUAUCACGAAUACGCCAUCCAAGGCGGCGACUGGGGAAGUAUCAUCGCUCGUGUGAUGGCAAAUCGCUAUCCCGACCAGGUCAAAGCCGUGCAUAUCAACUUCCUGCCCGUGAUGCCGCCCCUCCCAUGGCGCAACCCACUCCUGUUUCUCCAGUCUCUCCUGACCAUUCCGUUUUCGUCCAAGGAUAAGGCUCAUCUUGUCGCUACUAAGGAGUACCUGACGGAGGGGAACAGCUACUUCCGUGAGCAAGAGACCUGUCCUCAGACGUUGGGGUAUGCUCUCCACGAUAGUCCCGUAGCGCUGUUAGCUUGGAUCUACGAGAAGCUGCAUGCCUGGACCGAUAACUAUCCGUGGGCAGAUGAUGAGAUCCUGACUUGGGUCAGUAUCUAUCAAUUUUCAACCGCAGGGCCUGCGGCGUCUGUUCGGAUUUACUACGAAGCGGCUCGAAGGGACUCCCCUUCUGCUUCCCCGGGUCUCACGACGGCCGACGUGAUGUCGACCGUUGCCCCCCACAGUGUCCGGUUCGCCGUGGCCCAGUUCCGCCGAGAAUUGUUCCGGGUGCCUCUGUACUGGCGGUCGCUCAUCGGAAACGUCGUUCGGGCCAAUGAAUAUGACUGCGCGGGUCAUUUCGCGGCCUGGGAGGUGCCCGAGUUGCUGGCUUGGGACAUCAAGGCGUUCCUGGGGAGGAACGGCCAGGCCCAUGGUGCUGUGUCAGGGAAGUCCGGGUACUGA
This is a messenger RNA of Aspergillus affinis, 1233 nucleotides long. Its product is annotated as epoxide hydrolase. The coding region runs from base 1 to 1233 and encodes 410 amino acids. Lineage: Eukaryota; Fungi; Ascomycota; Eurotiomycetes; Eurotiales; Aspergillaceae. Gene Ontology annotation, biological process: epoxide metabolic process. The transcript is spliced from 4 exons. Gene Ontology annotation, molecular function: epoxide hydrolase activity. The record is from RefSeq and is a predicted model, not a curated record.